GAGGAGAUUUAUGCUGUUUAUCUGUUGAAUAUCAGAACAUUCAUUAGCAGGAAACAUCACUUUAUAAUACAGAUAUACAGUACACAUUUAUUCUUUGUUUCAGUGGCAGUCCAGACCAACCUGGUCCCCCCCAAGAAGGUGCAUGCAGGCAUGCUUCAAUCCAGCCUGGUGCAAGCUAGUGUGGCCACCAUGCAGAACCCAAUGGGCUGCACUCUACCAAGGCUCUCCGUUACCUCUCGCGCCCCCAGCAUGGUGGCCAACAUGGAGGUAGGGACUGAUGGCUCAGCUCCGUUUACCAUGAUGAAGUUGAAGACAGUGCUGGCAGUAUUCGUGGUAGUGGUUGCCUACCUGGUGGCUGGGGGAUUGAUGUUCCAGGCACUGGAGCAGCCAUUUGAAAACAAUCAGAAGAUCACCAUAACAGCAGAGAAGGCAGCCUUCCUGCAGAGACACCCAUGUGUAUCUCCGGAUGAGCUGGAGACUGUUAUCAAGCAUUCUGUGGAGGCUGUGAAUGCCGGAGUGAAUCCCAUCGGUGAUACCUCCUACAACUCCAGCCACUGGGAUCUAGGAAGUGCCUUCUUCUUUGCUGGAACUGUCAUCACGACCAUAGGAUAUGGUAACAUUGCACCAAGUACAGAGGGAGGGAAGAUUUUCUGUAUUCUUUAUGCAAUAUUUGGCAUCCCGUUGUUUGGAUUCCUCCUGGCAGGCGUUGGGGACCAGCUAGGUACCAUAUUUGUCAAAAGCAUUGCCAAAGUAGAGAAAAUGUUCCGGAAUAAACACAACCAGAUAAGUCAGACUAAAAUCCGUGUGGCCUCUACCCUCCUCUUCAUCCUGGCUGGCUGCAUCUUGUUUGUUACCAUCCCAGCUGUGAUCUUUAAACACAUUGAGGGCUGGACUGCUCUGGAGUCAACAUAUUUUGUUGUCAUCACUCUGACAACAGUUGGAAUAGGAGACUACGUAGCAGUGCUGGAUGUGCCCGGGAAAAAUCCUCUCGAAGCUGAAGCACCUUUACUCCCCCAGUUUUCAUCACUAUCUCCAUCCUCACUUUUAUUGGAGCUAUCAUCUCCUUUUUGCAAGUCCUUUUUCCUUGAUGUCUUGUCCCCUUUCUUUUCCGCUCUAGCCAGUAUCCGCCUAACUGCAGGGUCAUAGCCACCCAAAGUUUCCCUCUGAGUCACUCUGAUCAGUGUUAUCUCUAAAGUUUGUCCUCCUGAUCCUCAAUCCUCCUUUUGUUUCCAGUCGUGUUGUUCUCUUCUUGCUUUUUGAACUUGGAUACAUCUUUAUGGUGGUGUCAGCUUGUCCAAAUUCAAGUAUUCUGUCCUCGUCAUCCAUAAUCCGAUAGCUUCCUUCUUGACUAAUCACUGGGAGCUGAGGAUAAAGUUCCACUUUCUUUUCAUAAGGUGGAGGUUUCUUCUCUGGGUCCGCAUGUGAGAAAGGUGUAUUAACUUCAGCCAUUAGUUUUUCUGUUUGCUUGGCUGUUUUUCCUAUUUCUUCCAUGCCUUUUUCUUUUUUCUCCUUUGCAGCCUUGGUCCACUUCUGUCCCUCAUUUUCAAACAACUGGAGCAUCACACGUUCUGUACGUCUCUUUUCUUUACGUUUGUCUCCCUUUUCCCCUCUUUUUUGUUCUGCUUUAUGUGUAGGUUGUAGAUACAACCACCUGUAGUUUUUUUAAUUACAUCAGCGCGUUAGCGCUAGCUGUAAAGACAUGC
This is a messenger RNA of Larimichthys crocea (large yellow croaker), 1703 nucleotides long. Its product is annotated as potassium channel subfamily K member 10. The record is from RefSeq and is a predicted model, not a curated record. Lineage: Eukaryota; Metazoa; Chordata; Actinopteri; Sciaenidae. The coding region runs from base 151 to 1146 and encodes 331 amino acids. Gene Ontology annotation, molecular function: potassium ion leak channel activity; outward rectifier potassium channel activity. Gene Ontology annotation, biological process: stabilization of membrane potential; potassium ion transmembrane transport. The transcript has 5 exons. Gene Ontology annotation, cellular component: plasma membrane.